AUGACUAGAGGAAAUUCUGGAUUCAUUCCACCCUUCGAUCCUGAGAUUGAUAGGACGUUUCAUAGGUUAAUUAGGCAUUCUAGGAAUUCGUCUUUAGAGUCUGUUUUUGAACCUGUUCCAUUAGAUAUUGUGCAUCCCACUGUUGAGUACUUGUUGCAUACUGCAUCUACUGCAUCUGUUGCAUCUGUACUUGAUUCUGAUUCUGAUUCUGUUGUUUUUCACACUGAGAACAAUAUGGCACAACCUCCACCUCGUGAGAGGACUUUUAGGGAGAUGGCUGCACCUGAUUUCGAUAUUGAAAGCUUGUGCAUCCAAUAUCCUGAUGAGGACGUUCCAUUUGUUCUCAAAACUGGACUGAUCCAUUUGUUGCCAAAGUUUCAUGGUCUUGCAGGUGAAAGUCCGCAUAAGCAUUUGAAGGAAUUCCAUAUUGUCUGUUCCAGUAUGAAACCACACGAUGUCCCUGAAGAACAUAUCUUUUUGAAGGCAUUCCCUCAUUCAUUGGAAAAUGUUGCUAAGGAUUGGUUGUAUGGUUUGGCGCCUAGAUCUGUCACUAGCUGGGAUGAUCUGAAGAGGCUGUUCUUGGAUAAAUUUUUCCCAGCAUCCCGGACCACAGCUAUCAGGAAAGACAUAACUGGGAUUAGACAAUUAGCUGGAGAGAACCUGUAUGAGUAUUGGGAGAGAUUUAAGACACUUUGUGCUAGUUGCCCCCAUCAUCAGAUACCUGAACAACUUCUUAUUCAGUAUUUCUAUGAGGGUUUGAACAACAUGGAUCGGGGUAUGAUUGAUGCUGCUAGUGGUGGAGCUCUGGGAGACACCACACCUGCUAAUGCCAGACAAUUGAUUGAGAAGAUGGCUUCCAACUCCCAGCAGUUUAGCACCAGGAAUGAUGCCAUUGUGGUGAGGGGCGUUCAUGAUGUUGUGUCCCAGUCUUUAUCAACUGUUGAAAGCAAGUUGGAAAACCAGAUUAAUUCUCUUGCAAAGUUGGUGACACAGUUGACUGCCAACCAGAGAUCUGCAGCUCCAUCUGCAUCUGUUGCACGACUAUGUGCUAUUUGUCCUUCCAAUGACCAUUACACAGAUGCAUGUCCUUCUUUGCAGCAUCCUGCUGCCUCUGAUGCACCACAGGCUUAUGCUACAAAUAUCUUUAACAAUAGGCAGCCACAACAGCAAAAUCAUGACUUGUCCACCAACAGGUACAACCCAGGGUGGAGGAAUCACCCCAAUCUUAGAUGGAACAAUGCGCCACAGCAUCAGCACCAGGCACCACCUUUCCAGAAUGCUGGAGCACCUAACAGAUAUGUGCCUCCACCUAUGCAACAAUACCAGAGGCAACAACAACAACAACAACAGCAGCAGCAAGAGACACCUGCCCAACCAACUGCCUUACCAACUGCCCAACCUUCCACUUCGUCUGAACCUUCAUUGGAAGAGUUGGUGAGACAAAUGACUAUGCAAAACCUGCAAUUUCAGAAAGAUAAUAUGCAAUUCCAGCAGGAGACUAGAGCUUCCAUACAGAAUCUGACUAAUCAGAUGGGUCAGAUGGCUACUCAGAUAAAUCAGGCGCAGUCUCAGAAUUCUGAUAAGUUACCAUCCCAGACUGUGCAGAAUCCAAGAAAUGUGAGUGCCAUAACCCUCAGAUCAGGGAAGCAGAUUGUUGUGCCUUCAGAGCCCGCUUCUACACCUACACAUGCACCUAUGCCUGCCACUUCUCCUAGAGAGGAUGACCAUGACGGUCCACGCAGGACAUUUGAGGUGGGCGGAUCUUCUUCUCUAGUCGGUGGUUCUUCUUCUUCAGGAGGAUCUUCUCCCUUUUCCACCACCACCGCUGCCGCACCUUCUCCAUUGAUUGACCGACCUAUCCCUCUUCCAUUCCCUUCACGGGCACUUCCUAGCAAAAAGAUGGAAGAGGUGGAUAAAGAAAUUCUGGAGACCUUCAGGAAGGUGGAGGUGAACAUACCUCUACUUGAUGCCAUCAAGCAGAUACCAAAGUAUGCAAAAUUCUUGAAGGAUUUGUGCACACACAAGAGGAAGAUGAAGGGCAAUGAGAGGAUUAGCAUGGGAAGAAAUGUAUCUGCGCUUAUUGGUAAGUCGGUCCCGCACAUUCCUGAAAAGUGCAAGGAUCCAGGUAUAUUUUGCAUUCCUUGUGUGAUUGGAAAUAAUAAAUUUGAGAAUGCCAUGCUUGAUUUGGGUGCUUCUGUUAAUGUCAUGCCUUUGUCUAUAUAUGAAUCUUUAUCUCUUGGUCCUUUGCAAACCACAGGCGUGGUCAUUCAGUUGGCUAAUAGGAGUGUUACCCACCCAACAGGUUUCAUAGAAGAUGUCUUGGUAAGGGUUGGUGAAUUGAUUUUUCCUGCUGAUUUUUAUGUUCUGGAAAUGGAGGAGGGAUUCUCUCAUGGAUCCGCUCCCAUUAUCUUAGGCAGGCCAUUCUUGAAAACUGCCCGAACUAAGAUUGAUGUAUAUGCUGGAACUUUGUCUAUGGAAUUUGCUGAUAUUGUUGUUCAUUUUAAUAUCUUUGAUGCAAUGAAAUUUCCAGCUGAGGACCAUUCUCUGUUUAGGAUUGAUACAUUGGAAGACAUUAUUGAUGAAUUUGUUGUUGACAACUUUAAUUCUGUGCAUGAGAAGAAGCAUUCUUUUCUAUCUUCUUUGCAUUCAUUUAUUGAAUCUGGAUUCACAUCAGGUUUUGAUAAUGAUGUUGAUAAUGUUGUGGAUUUUGAUGAGGAUUGUGAUGUCUAG
Vigna angularis (adzuki bean) is the source of this 2730-nucleotide messenger RNA. RefSeq lists its product as uncharacterized. The coding region runs from base 1 to 2730 and encodes 909 amino acids. The record is from RefSeq and is a predicted model, not a curated record. Lineage: Eukaryota; Viridiplantae; Streptophyta; Magnoliopsida; Fabales; Fabaceae. The transcript has a single exon.